CGGGCCCACGGCAGCCCCACCGCGGGCCGGGCUUGUGACAUAUCAGGUGAUGACUGCCUCCCCUUUGCUCACUGUCGUUAUCCUGGGGGAUCCGUGCAGGGCGCACAGCUGUACAGCCAUCGCCCCUCGCAUACCCCAGGCCCCUGCAGGCUGUGGGACGGGGCAGAUGGCGAUAUAAUGCACAUAGUGCCACCUCUAUAUUUGCAUAUCUGAAUAUUCAUGAUUUCAUUCUCCUAUUUCCCCAUCAUCCAACCCUUUGGCACCUCACUCCCCUUCCUAUCCUCCCAGCUCCCGCCUUGAUUCCCCCCAAUCUCCAGUUCCCCAUGUCCCCCUUCCACAAAUUCCUUCUCCAGCCCUUUCCCCCAGUCUGGCCCCACCCCCAACAACCCCUCUGCCAUAGAGACAGGACUGGAGCAACAUCUGGAAUCGCUCUACAACCACAUCUCCAUGGCUACAGGCCACACUCUGGGUGGGUCUCCUCUCUGGCUAGGGUCCUCUCUGUGGUUGGAGACCUCCAUGCAGUGGGGUCUCCUCUACGGCUGGGGUCCUCUGAGAGAGAACCAGCCUCUAGGAGGCUAACUAUGGAGAUGUGCCAUAUGGAGCCUCACCCUUUGCUCUGCAGCUGUCCCAGGCAGGAUCCCUGCAUUGGGUGCUAGUGGCCCUCGGCCCAAGCUCCUCUCUCCCAAGCUAUGGGGGGUAACUCCUCUGCCGGGCAGCAAUAGUAGCCUGUUACCCUCUUACGCAAAUCAGCCACGAGAGGGUGACAGAGACCUGACCUCCCUAGCUUACAGAGACCCAGGGCCGCAGGGCGUGACUUUCCCUGCCCGUCAUGCAGUCGUCGGCACCAGCCCAGGGAGUGAAGCACAGGUCGGAACGGGGCAGCGUUUGGGCACACACUCUGCAUGGGUGCGGCCGAGCACCUCAGAGCCAGUUGCCAAUGUGCAUCUGUGCAAGCAGCCCCCGUGCAAGCUGCUGCAAGCAGCAUCCACGGGGGGGAAGAUUAUGGGAGCGUUUCUAGCUUCCUGCCCCUAUUGCCAGAGGCUCAGAAUUUUCUGUAACUUCCCCCUUUUAGGGCUGGGAUUUUGGGGAUUAGGUUUUUGGAUCCAACCGCCUCCCACCCCCUCCAGCACCCUGCAGGGGCACCAUCCCGGAAAUGUUGAUGUUUUGGGUUUUGUGUCAUGGGAGAGGACGACUGGCAGGAAAUCACUGCCUUCCUGCUCCAGGGCAUGAGCCAGCCCCUGACUGACUGGGCCAGAGAGAGACUUCCCAGGAGGUUACAGGUCUGAGUGCACCUCUGCCAUGCCCAGGCCUGGGACGCAGCACCCGGUGUAGCAGCCAUGCUGACCCAUGGGAUCUGAGUGAGUCCUGGCACCUCUGGGCUUCCCUUUGGGAGCCUGUGCCCAGCAAGCCACAGUACUGUUUGUUUUAACAAUAGGAACAAAGCAUUUGGGGGAAAGGGCUUUAGAAACACAGUCUGCAACCUUUUCUCUCCUACCCAAAACCAUUCUGCGAUGAGGAUCUAGACAGGGCCGGCAUCUGCAGUUGCCCCAGCAGCUCCUGCAUGUCACCCUGGCCCUGCAAACAGCCUCUCUCUCCCCCACCCCCCAGGAGAUGCUUGUUACAAACUGCUCGAGUCCCUUUGCUCGCUGGUGUGGACAGCCCUUGCACUAUCUCCUACCAGCACUCAGGCAUUUGCUGAGCAGUGGCUUAUCUUGACCUGUCCUGCGUCCUUCCUGCUGGUUUGUGCAGCCAGACACCAAUUGAACUGAACCAACAGCUUCUUCCUGCAACGUUCACAGACAGCGGCCAUCCCUUGCCAGGGCUUGGCUCCAGCUCCGUGACCCGUCGAGUCUCGUCCCUGCACAGCGGCCUCUGGAGCAGCUGGGACUGGCUGGGCAGAGGUAGAGUGAGUCCUGCCCUGAUCUGUGGGACCGAACCCCCUCAGGAGGUCUCACCAUGACCAUCCCUGCAGCCCAGUGUGAUUGUGCAUUACUCCUUCGGGGCCUGGCAGCCCCGGUCCCAGCGGCUCCCCUCACCCUCGGCUGAGAUCCCCCUGCCCCAGCAGAUAAACAGGUGGAUCUGUGGCCUGAUCCUUGGUGCUAUGCCUUCCUCCAUUAGGCUGUAUGGGGCUCUGCUGCCACAUACCCCGGGCGAGGCCCCUCCAUUGCCUGCUGGGGCAGCGCCAAUGUGUUCCUAUCGGUAUUUCCAGGUUUGCCCUUAAGACAGACGUGGCUGCUGCCGUGUCUCUCUUGAGCCUUGCUGUGACAAUGAGUGUGCGGGGCCACGGGGGCGGGGGCAUGAAGCCACCUGUUUAUUUGCCAGGGUGGGGGGACCUCAGCCCAGGGACAAGGCACCCGAGGGGCUGGGAAUGGGGCUGCCACGCCCUGAAGGGAGCAUGGGUGGGGGUUACAUUUAGCGCUUUAUGGUGCUGUCCACAAGUCUGGGCUUUUCGGGGCGCUGGUUCUGCACACACUGUCCGGGGGUCCCUCUUUGCCAGGGUCCCUGCCAGCAGGGCCUACGCAGACCAAUUCACGCACCACACAGCGGGGCUCUUUAGGAAUCCCGCCCUUCCAGCGCGCCGUGCUGCUCCCAGGAGACCCGAGUAACCACUCCCUGUGUUCGGUGAAUAAACAUGCCUCUUUGUCACUGCGUUUGAGUUUGUGUCGGGAUGUUGGGCUGGUGCUGAUGGGUUAAAAACUGAAAAGCAGAAGCCCUGUUCAUAGCUGAGCUCAUCAGCUCUGGCAUUUUCCUGGGCGGCGGCCAUGGGAUGUGGCUAGGGACAGCUGCAUGCGGUGCCAUGGGGCAGGGGCAGGCCAUGAAAGUAGCGUGUCGGAAAGGAGCCACAGGCUGGGUGCCUGGUGGAGUCUGGGGUCCGAUGAGCUGGGGGUCUGAGGGGCUUCCCUCUGCCUCGCUCCAUGGCCCUCAAGCUCACCAAGUCGGGUGCUUCCCGGCAGACGUGGAGCGCAAUGUUCCCUGGCCCCAGGACUCUGAUCCCACGUUCAGAUCCGGUCCAGUGCAGGGGUGUCACGACCCAAGGAGCCCAGGCACUGGGGGCUUUUUGAUGUGCCACAAGCGAAGGGAGCGGGCAGCAGCAGAGGCAGCACACGCUGGCUGGGAAGGUGCAAGCAGAAACAUCCCCAGUGAGUCUGUGAAUUAUGUACGUUCCAUUCUCUGCAUCCGAUGAAGUGGGUUCUAGCGCACGAAAGCUUAUGCCCAAAUAAAUGUGUUAGUCUCUAAGGUGCCACAAGGACCCUGUUCUUUUUGUGGAUAUGGACUAACAUGGCUGCUACUCUGAAACCUGUGAAUUAUGGUCGCACCUAAAGGCCCCAAUCCUGGCCCGGCCCCUCUUGCCUUAGGGGCUGUAGAGGACAGGCCCUGCCCACACCGUUAACAAAGCCAGAGCCCAGCUGAAAGGUGGCUGGUUUGGUUACACGCCUGACCCUGGGGCCAGCAGGCUCCUGGCGGGCGGAGUGGGAGGGCGUUUGGCAGUUGUGCCCAGGCCUUUCCCCCACCCCCCAGGGCAGUAGCAAGCCACUAACCCUAGUUCUCGUUUCCAGUGUUUAUUUGGAGGCUGGUCACAGGACAGCUGGGGAAUAUUCUUGCUGCCCUAAGCAAACCGGCAGCUGCUGACGCAACUGGCCCCCGCACCCCUGCCCAGCGAGGCAGCUGUCCUAGCUCCUACUCGGCUGUCGGGGGUGGGGGGUAGCUGUAGGAGUUAGAAAUGCAGAAAUGCCGGGGCUUGUGCAAGAGGCUGCGGGCUGUUACAGAUGUUCUGGGUGCAAUUCUUAGCACACCAGCCUCUCAGGAAGUGGCCCCCACCUCCGCCCAGUGGAGGGCUAUCAGUCCCCCCGCUUCGGGGCCAGAGCUGACCCCUUGCUGGGCAGGGGUGGGGCGGAGGGCACGUUCCUUGGAGCCAGGUUAUCCCAUCACCAGCUCUGCAGCAGUGGGCGAUGGCCUCUAUUGAAGACUGGGCCAGAGGGAGCCUGGGCUGGUGCAGUCUGGCCACGCGCACGAUGCUGGGCAUUGUGAGUUUGGCAGGUCUCUGCGAGCACCGCUACCCACCUCCCUCCUGCCUCUGGGGGACCUGGGUUCUUGGCCGGUGUUGGGUGGGAGUGGGAGCUGCCCUGGCUGCCCUGUGGGAUGCUGGGACGAGCCCGCUCCAGCCCCAUCUGUGAUACUGCAGAGCAGCCAGGCACCGAGUGUGGAGUCUCUCACCAGCACAUUUUGACAGGGCCCCCAGCCAGCCCUGCUCUGAGGAGCAGCCGGCAGUGACCCACACCGUGCUCCUGGGGGAGGGACUCAAAGGCUGGGGCUAGUUUGUUUGCUUCGCUCUGUGCCAUCUGCCGGGGACUGGUGCAGGUCCGUGUGGUCGGCCCUGCUUCAUAAACAGAUUGAAUAGAAAGGACUAAUCAAGGGUUCACCGCUGGAGUCCGGCCGGCAGCUCGGAACCAUCCCUGGCACAGAACCUGUGUCCGCGACACGCGUUGUUCACAUGUGUGACAGCUGAGUGAGUAACCCCCUCUACACCGGCCCCGACAGCCUGUGCUCGUGUCCUCCCUGCAGGGGCUGGGGCAUUGACGGGCGAGCCCCGGGCUGGGACGGCGUGGCAAACACAGGGUGUCCCAUUACCCCACCCUCACGCCCCCGCAGCCCUCCCAGCCGCGCGUCCGGCCCGUUCUGCUGCCGCUGCAGAAUUCCCAGCUUCCCCAUUGUCUGCAGCUUUGUGUCUGCCUCGCGGCAGCCAGGCCCCAUUGCCCAAUGCUCUGGUGUGAUGCAAAGGAAACCGCAGGGCCAGAUCCAGCUGGCCCUGGGUCUUUUCAGGGAGGGGCAUGUGGGGCAGGGGGUCCUGUUAACUCUUCAGUGCCCUUUAUGCAGCAGGGAAGCAGCGACGACUCCCACCCACAGAGCGCAGCAGCAGCCAGCCCACGCCUGGGUGGGGACAGUUUGGAGCCGAAGCCCCAGCAGAGGAGGGUGAGCCAGUGGGAAGGCAGUGGGCUGGGACUCAGGAGAUCGGGCUCCAACUCAGCUCUGCCACAGACGCCUGCUGUGACCUGGGGGGGCGGAUCCUGCUGCAGAAUGAGCGUCACCGAGCUGUAUGAUGACUACGAUCCUGACUCGUACCCUAACUUCACUGUGCCCAUCUUCGACAUGACGGAUCCACAACUGACCCCCAUCCUGUGGGUGUCUCUGGUUCUGUACUCCCUCGUCUUCCUGCUGGGCGUGCCGGGGAACGCGGCUGUCAUCUGGGUGACGGGCUUCGGGAUGAAGCGCACGGUGAACACCGUCUGGUUCCUCAACCUGGCGGUGGCCGACCUCCUGUGCUGCCUGGCACUGCCGUUCCUGGCCGUGCCCGUGGCCCGCGGCAACCGCUGGGAGCUGGGUGACUUCGCCUGCAAGCUGCUCCCAUCCCUCACCAUCCUGAACAUGUUUGCCAGCGUCCUGCUCCUGAUGGCCAUCAGCGUGGACCGCUGCGCCCUGGUGACCAGACCCAUCUGGUGCCAGAACCACCGCACGACCCGGCUGGCCUGGGGCCUGAGCGGGGCAGCCUGGCUCCUGGCUCUGCUCAUGACCCUCCCAACCCUCAUCUUCCGGACGACGCACAAGGAGAUCUCAGGCAAAGUGAUGUGCGUCCUGGAGUACGCUCAAGUGGCCAGUUACCAGACCACUGUGGAGGUGUCCGUCGCUACCUUCCGCUUCGCUGCCGGCUUCCUGGUCCCCUUCGUGGUGAUCGCCACCUGCUACGGCCUGGUCCUGGCCCGUGUCUGGGGUAGCUGCCUGGUCCGAUGGCACAGGCCCACGGUGGUCGUACUGGUAGUGAUUGUCAGCUUCUUCGUGUGCUGGCUUCCCUACCACGUGGUGGGGCUGAUCCUGGCCUCCCAUGCCCCCAGCGCCCGUCUGUACAAGUUGGCAGACACCACCCAGCCCCUCGUCGUCAGCCUGGCCUACGUCAACAGCUGCCUCAACCCCAUCAUCUACGUGGGGAUGGGCCGGGGCUUCUGGGGCUUGGUGCAAAGCCGCCUGGCUGAUGUCCUCCAGGAGGAGGGGGCAGCCCUAGGGGGUGAGGCCCAGGCUCAGCUCACCUCCACGAGCAGUGGGCAGGCCACGGAGGUUUAGGUCCAUGGGGGCAGGGCCACCCGGAGGAUUCUGGGGGCCUGGGGUCUUGCCGCCGAAGACCUGACAUUUUGGCAGUGGGU
This is a messenger RNA of Gopherus evgoodei (Goodes thornscrub tortoise), 6194 nucleotides long. RefSeq names its product complement C5a receptor 1 (gene C5AR1). The coding region runs from base 4759 to 6114 and encodes 451 amino acids. Lineage: Eukaryota; Metazoa; Chordata; Testudines; Testudinidae. The transcript is spliced from 2 exons. Gene Ontology annotation, biological process: phospholipase C-activating G protein-coupled receptor signaling pathway; complement receptor mediated signaling pathway; chemotaxis. Gene Ontology annotation, cellular component: plasma membrane. Gene Ontology annotation, molecular function: complement component C5a receptor activity; G protein-coupled receptor activity. The record is from RefSeq and is a predicted model, not a curated record.